Myripristis murdjan (pinecone soldierfish) is the source of this 436-nucleotide messenger RNA. RefSeq names its product retinol-binding protein 2. Gene Ontology annotation, molecular function: lipid binding. The record is from RefSeq and is a predicted model, not a curated record. The transcript is spliced from 4 exons. The coding region runs from base 29 to 436 and encodes 135 amino acids. NCBI's taxonomy places the organism in Eukaryota, Metazoa, Chordata, Actinopteri, Holocentriformes, Holocentridae.
CCCCAACUCGACCUGCACACCAGCCAAGAUGCCUGCAGACUACAAUGGACGGUGGGAGAUGGUGAAAAACGAAAAUUUUGAUGAAGUCAUGAAGGCCCUCGACAUCGACUUUGCGACCAGGAAGAUAGCUGCCCACCUGACUCAGACCAAGGUGAUGGUCCAGAACGGAGACAAGUUCGAAACCAAGACCCUGAGCACCUUCAGGAACUACGAGGUCAACUUCACCGUGGGAGAGGAGUUUGAGGAGCACACCAAAGGCCUGGACAACAGGACGGUCAAGACACUGGUUACCUGGGACGGGGACAAGCUGGUGUGUGUCCAGAAGGGUGAGAAGGAAAACCGUGGCUGGAAACACUGGAUCGAGGGAGACCUGCUACAUCUGGAAAUCACCGUUUUAGACAAAGUCUGCCACCAAGUAUUUAAGAAGAAACAAUAA